CGGACACCAUAUCAGAAAGAGAGGAGAGCAGAUUUCAGAGCUCAGCGCUUUAUAUUUCAGCCGAUAUGCUGCCGCAGAACCCUGUUUGAUUGAGUCUCAACGUUCUUAUAUGUGACGUCACUCGCUUGAUCGCUGCCCCGCGAGAGCACAGAGAGAGCAGCGAUAGCACUCUGCUGUUGUUGGUGCUCUUUCUCGGGCACAGAACGGGAUCGUAGUCUUCGUCCAUGCGAGAUGAAGAUUCUCUGGGUGAUUCUAGUGGCUUUCUCUGGACUAAUGGAGACCAUGUCAGAGCGUUUUAAUGUAGUGGGUCCAGCUGCUCCUCUUGUUGCUGAAACUGGUGAAGAUCUGAUUCUGCCCUGUUCUCUUCAGCCCAACAUCAGUGCUGAGGGAAUGAUGGUGGAGUGGCUUAGAACAGAUCUGACUGAUAGACUGGUCCAUCUGUACAAAGAUUAUAAAGACACAAAUAAUGAUCAGAUUAAGACAUACAGAGGGAGAACAGCUCUGUUUAAAGAAGAACUGAAGAAAGGAAACACCUCCCUGAAACUGUCAGCACUCCAACCUUCUGAUGAGGGAACUUACAAGUGUUUAAUUACAUCUGAAUCCUGGUAUGAGGACUUUACUCUUCGUGUUGCAAUUAAUGUACGUUUGAAACUAGUUGGUGCAGCUGCUCCUCUUGUUGCUGAAGCUGGAGAAGAUCUGGUUCUGCCCUGUUCUCUCCAACCCAGCAUCAGUGCUGAGGGUAUGAUUGUGGAGUGGUCCAGACAGCAUGAGACAGACACGCUAGUUCACCUGUAUGAAGAUUAUAAAGACAGAAAUGGAGAUCAGAUGGAGUCUUACAGAGGGAGAACAGCUCUGUUUAAAGAAGAACUGAAGAAAGGAAACGCCUCACUGAUACUCUCAGCUCUCCAACCUUCUGAUGAUGGAGCUUACAAAUGUUUGAUUAGAUCAUUUGGCUGGUAUGAUGAUGUGACUCUGUAUGUUGAAGUUAAAGGAAAAGGAUUUCAUGGUUGGAAGAUUGCCAUUAUCUGCAUUUUUGUUUUUGCUGUUAUUUUAACUGCCUUUAUAGCAUACAUCUUAAAAGAUAAAUACUCUGAAAAGCAGCUCUCUCCUACACAGUGCUCAGUUAUAACCUACAUGCGUCUCCACGCCGAGAAUCCCCACAAAGAGCUGAACCUGAGGAAAUUCAGAACAACAGACAAAGGAUACAGGAGACUCAUUCCAGCUAUCACAAACUGCAGGAAGGCUCAGUGA
Molecule: messenger RNA, 1251 nt
Organism: Astyanax mexicanus (Mexican tetra)
Lineage: Eukaryota; Metazoa; Chordata; Actinopteri; Characiformes; Acestrorhamphidae
Product: butyrophilin-like protein 2
Exons: 7
Coding region: 232-1251 (339 amino acids)
Source: RefSeq, a predicted model, not a curated record